Acytostelium subglobosum LB1 is the source of this 351-nucleotide messenger RNA. RefSeq lists its product as hypothetical. The transcript is spliced from 3 exons. NCBI's taxonomy places the organism in Eukaryota, Evosea, Eumycetozoa, Acytosteliales, Acytosteliaceae. The record is from RefSeq and is a predicted model, not a curated record. The annotation marks the transcript as partial.
AUGAAUACCAAAUUUAUCUCUUGUUUAUUACUUGUUACCUUGAUGGUCUCCUCUUGUUUGGCCACGAUUAAAGUGACCAACAACUAUGGAAUUGGUAUCGAGGCUGCUGUCAAUCAAUGGGGAAGUUCUGGAAGUACCAACUUCUUCCCUAUUAGUGCAAACAACGGAUAUGAGACCUGGAGCCGAAGUGAUUCAAAGCCAUUCAUCGUAGCUAUUAAGAUUGGUACUACCACCGCCUACGUUCCAACCCCCUACAACGGAGAGAUCGUCGUCAACUAUGAUGGUUCGAUCAAAGCCAAUGGAGUAAAUACCCCACUUUCCAGCUUGGCAUAUCAAGGUAGAAUCUGUACC